UUAUUAUUCUCUUAAUCAUGGACUUAAUGGCCUCAUUGAAUUGAAACUAGGAGCUCUGGAUUGAAAGUAAAAUUGAAACAUCAUGGCAAAGAGACAGACUGUCCUGGGUAGAAUGGAAAAGGAAUGACUGCUAGUUUAUUUUGCUAGUUUUCACGUGAACAGUAUGGUUGGCUGUUCUAGUAAUUAUAGAGAAUAAUCAACCAUGACUACAGAACCAGGAUCAGACUCGGAAUCCAAGGAUCAGGAUCAGGAGCAGAAAGAAGCUUCUGGCCAACAAGGAACAGCAGGGGCAGGGCCCCAAGAACAACAACAGCAGCAGCAGCAGCUCAGUGAGGAACACCAGAAUGCAUUAGAACAAUUCUCGGCUGUUGCAGCCCACAGUACUCCUGUGAAAAAGGAGCAGGCCUCUGACAAAGAACGUGAAUUUGCUGCUGCGGCGGCAAAACAACUGGAAUAUCAGCAGUUUGAAGACGACAAGCUCUCUCAGAAAUCAUCCUCUAGCAAACUCUCCAGAUCUCCUCUAAAGAUUGUCAAAAAACCGAAAAAUAUGCAGUGCAAAGUGAUCCUUUUGGAUGGCUCCGAAUAUGGCUGUGAAGUGGAGAAACGCUCAAAGGGCCAGGUGCUGUUUGACAAAGUGUGUGAACACUUGAAUCUCUUGGAGAAAGAUUACUUUGGACUAACCUACAGAGACAUGGAAAACCAAAAGAAUUGGUUGGACCCAGCCAAGGAAAUAAAAAAGCAGAUCCGAAGUGGUGCUUGGCAUUUCUCAUUUAAUGUGAAAUUCUACCCUCCUGAUCCUGCCCAGCUUUCUGAAGAUAUUACAAGGUACUACCUCUGCUUACAGUUGAGAGAUGACAUAGUUUCUGGACGGCUGCCAUGUUCUUUUGUUACACUUGCACUCUUGGGCUCCUACACAGUUCAGUCAGAACUUGGAGAUUAUGAUCCUGAUGAAUAUGGAAGUGAUUAUGUCAGUGAAUUUCGCUUUGCACCAAACCAUACUAAAGAACUCGAAGACAAAGUAAUAGAGCUUCACAAAAGCCAUAGGGGGAUGACACCUGCAGAAGCUGAGAUGCAUUUCCUGGAGAAUGCAAAAAAAUUGUCCAUGUAUGGAGUAGAUCUACACCAUGCCAAGGACUCUGAAGGGGUUGAAAUCAUGUUAGGGGUCUGUGCAAGUGGACUUUUGAUUUAUCGGGACAGACUCAGAAUAAACAGGUUUGCCUGGCCUAAGGUUCUCAAAAUUUCAUACAAGAGGAAUAACUUCUACAUCAAAAUUCGACCAGGGGAGUUUGAGCAGUUUGAAAGCACUAUUGGGUUUAAAUUGCCAAAUCAUCGUGCUGCAAAACGUUUGUGGAAAGUAUGUGUUGAACACCAUACAUUUUUCAGGCUCUUGCUACCAGAAGCUCCUCCAAAGAAAUUCCUGACUUUAGGUUCCAAGUUUCGCUACAGUGGGAGGACACAAGCCCAAACGAGGAGAGCCAGUGCAUUGAUAGACCGUCCUGCGCCUUACUUUGAACGUUCAUCAAGCAAACGCUAUACUAUGUCUCGCAGCCUAGAUGGGGCAUCAGUGAAUGAAAACCAUGAAAUGUACAUGAAGGAUUCUAUGUCUGCUGCAGAGGUUGGUACUGGCCAGUAUGCCACGACAAAAGGCAUCUCUCAAACCAACUUGAUAACAACUGUGACUCCAGAGAAAAAGGCAGAAGAAGAGAAGGAUGAGGAACAGAAUAAAAAAAAGAAAGCAGAGGAAGUCACUCCAGUGUCAGCCAUACGCCAUGAUACAAAGCCACCUUUGCUUGGCACUGAUUCAUUACACCCCUCUCCAUCUUCACAGUCUGGUCCCCUUGCAUCUUCAGCAAUGCUCCGUAGGAGAUGUAAGGAGAGUACUCAAAAAUCAUUAGAUUGCGAGUCAUCCCAAAACACUGUUCAAAAGCACAGCAAAUCUGACUUGGACUCUGAUAGGAAAGGUAGAGUUUGCUUGGUUGAACAAGACAUGGCAUUUAGCUAUAAGCAAAAAGCUGGUAAAGGUGGAACAUUGUUUUCCUUCUCCUUGCAACUUCCAGAAUCAUUUCCCUCUCUCCUGGAUGAUGAUGGCUACUUAUCUUUUCCUAACCUCUCUGAAACCAACUUCCUGCCUGAAAGUGUGCAGCAUUUCCUUCCCAUUCGCUCACCUUCCCUUGUGCCUUGUUUCCUUUUCAUUUUUUUCUUUCUGCUUUCCGCCUCUUUCUCAGUGCCAUAUGCGCUCACUCUUUCCUUUCCUCUGGCUAUGUGCCUCUGCUACCUGGAGCCCAAGGCGGCCUCCUUGAGUGCUUCACUUGACAAUGACCUGAGUGACAGUUCAGAGGAAGAGACUGACAGUGAAAGGACAGAUACUGCUGCUGAUGGUGAAACCACUGCCACAGAGUCGGAUCAGGAAGAAGAUGGUGAUCUCAAGACACAGAAUAGGCUGAUUAAGCGCAUAAAGGGUGAAAAUGUAUAUGUCAAACAUAGUAAUCUUAUGUUAGAGGAAUUAGAUAAAAACCAAGAAGACCUGAUGAAACACCAGACCAAUAUAAGUGAGCUGAAACGGACAUUCUUGGAAACUUCUGCAGAUACCUCAGGGACUAGCGAAUGGGAGAAAAGGCUUUCUACAUCACCUGUCCGACUUGCUGCAAGACAAGAGGAAGCUCCUAUGAUUGAACCACUUGUGCCUGAAGAGACCAAAGAAGAACGAGAAAAAACAGAAAAACGCAUAUUUUUGCAGAAGGAAAGCACUACGUAUCUUGAUUCUCAGGGCACUGAGGAUUGGGUUAUUGUAGACAAAGUACCCACUGAGGUAGUUGAUGGUGAAUCGAAAACCAUUGUGACAUACAAAGUAAUGACUGUGAGCAGUAAAGCUGGUGACAUCUCAGCCGAGCUUUUAAAACCCUGUACCACUGACAUACAGAGCUUUGAGGACUUGGAAGGUGACUUGCAGUCGAAAGAUGAGAAUAAGCAGAAAAUGUACACCUUAGGAAAAUCCUACGAUACAGUCUCUGGGAAAAUUGUAACCAUGACCACUAAAGUAAAAGAGGGAGAAAAGGUGGUGCCGUCAUCACUCGACGCAUUUCAAAAAAUGGCAAGGGCAGUGCCAGAAUCUGUGAAAGUCAUUCCUGUAGUAGCAGAAUAUGAAAUUCUAGAACCAAUCACUGAUGAGAAAGCCAGAAGGUUAUCUGAGACAAAAAGGAGGGUAUCUGAAUCACUGACGCCCAUUAAAGAGGCAGACUCCCGGCUGCAGAGUCCCGAAGAGGAAAGUCUGAAGAAGACACAACAGACGGAUCAGGAUUUGCAGUUGCGUGAUACGCUGGGGAGCGUGCAGAUUGGCAGAGCUGAGAAACCUCUUGACAGUGAAGGACUGAAAGGAGAGGCAUUUGGUCGAAAAGAUAAGAGUAUAUCUGAGUGGAAAUAUUCCAGAGAACCACCCUUUACCAUUGCUACUGCUCACUAUGUUACUGAAUCAUCAGCAUCAAGAGUUGUGACAAAACAACUCUCCGGUGAAAAAACUUUGGAUGGUUCAGAUAUCUUCACUUUAAUAGAGUCUGCAAGAAAACCAACUGAGUUCAUAGGAGGGGUUACAUCUACUUCACAUAGCUGGGCGCAGAGAACAGAAGCAAAGGCUGACCAGGAGAUACAUUCUAGCAAAAAGAAGCCAGAGGAGGUGGUGCAGCAGCAACUGCAGGAGACUGUGCAGAAGGUGGUGCAGGAUACUGUAAUGGUCGAGGAGAGUCAUUUGAUGAGUGUGCAUGCAAGUGGGGAUGCUGCUAAAUUGGCUGGAAUUCAUUUGGAUGCUACAGCACAGGCAAUAUCUCAUGUGGCUUCUAGCUUCAGAGGGAAGGAGGGCUCUGCUGUGACUGAGGGGGCUAAAGAUGAAAAAAGGCAGGAGGCUGAGAAAGCGGUAACCAAACAGGAAGAAACUGCUACUGUUUCUCAUGAUCAGGAGGAGGAGCAGAGUGCAACAGCCCAUGUUUUGGAUGCACAGGAAAGAAAACCUCUUUUUGAGUCACCAAUUGUGAAGACUGAAACAAUCAGUUUUGGCAGUGUUUCUUCAGGGGGGGAGAAAUUGGAAAUUUCUAUGAAAGAAGUGCCCGUCGUUCAUACUGAAACAAAAACCAUUACAUAUGAGUCAUCCGAGGCGGAUCCUGGUGCUGAUUCGGAGCCAGGAGUUCUGAUGAGUGCACAGACCAUCACAUCUGAAACUACAAGUACUACAACAACUACACAUAUCACCAAAACUGUUAAAGGAGGCAUAUCAGAGACAAGAAUUGAAAAGCGAAUAGUCAUCACAGGAGAUGCAGACAUUGACCAUGAUCAGGCGCUGGCUCAGGCAAUUAAAGAGGCCAAAGAGCAGCACCCUGACAUGUCAGUGACCAAAGUAGUGGUACAUAAAGAGACAGAAAUCACACCAGAAGAUGGGGAGGAUUGACCACAGGAAUAAUGUAGCUCUCAUAUGAAUUCUAUCAUGUACGCCAUUGGGAAUACUAGAGCCUACAUGGAAUCUUGGUUCUGACCCAGCAGGCUUGCAUCUCUCCGGAGAAAUUUUCAAUGUGGAAGACUCAGCCUUGAUUGCUAUUAAGGACACUGGUAGAAAUAUUGUCCCAUUUACAGCAAUCUGAAUCAGCAUUAGUAACCCAAUAUUUGCAUGAAGCAAUGAACAAAUUACAGAAAAGCAGCAUUUUAAUUUUCCUAAACUAAGUUUCCAUCUAUACCUGCACGUUCAUCAACAAUAUAAAACAGUGAUCUCAUGCUACACAUAAAACAGUUUAUGCCUUCACAAUUAUUGGAAGUCUAAAAAAACACAACAGUUUCUUAGGUGGCAAAACCUUUGUUUAGGGUAAAUGAAGAUUACCCUAAAAUGCUAGAAGCUGUAUAGAUACUGUGUAUAAUGUUUUAUCACGUUAGAUGUGCCAAUAACACACUUUAUCCAGUAAACAACUUGAAUCAUAUAUUUGUUUCAUCUGGUUUUAUUAUUCUUGUCCAAUAAACAAUGAUGAAUCUCUAACCUUAUUUAAAUGCUUUAAAAUGUGCUUUGUUUACCUGAUUUGAGACCUUUAAGAGAUAGUAAUGAUGAUUUUAGCAUUGUUCAGACAUAGAAAUCCUCUGGUCACCCCUCACAAGUCUUCAUCCUAUGCAUUACAUUAUGAUUAUUUUAAAGAAAGUGCGUGUGUUUUCUUAGUUACAGAAAUAUUAUGCUGAAAUCUUGCCCUUUUUUAUUGAUUUAUCUUCUGUUCUCAGAAUAAAAGGUUUCUUUUAAGAGUCUGGUCAGCAUUUCCUAUUUAGGUCAGAGUUAAGCCUUAAACUGUACAGAACACCUACUGAACAUUCAUUGGUAUUGGUUAUCACAUCCAUUUAAAGGAUACUGUCUUCAUUAUACUGUCAGUCUCAUUACAACACAUGGUGAAUGUAUGUUUCUGCAUAGUGAAAUAAAAGUGGUAAAUGCACCCAAAUUUGUAUUGGUCUAUGUCUAAAAAACAUGUUUUCUGUAUUUAGAUCCCCAGUACCAUUUGUAUAAUAUCAAAGGCAUUUUUAAUAGCAUAACAGAGACAUUCUUCCAAGGGGGCCCCACUAUGGUGUUUAGACAGGUAGAAAUAAAAGAGCAAGGGGCUGAAGAAAUACUGUGUAAACAAAUACAUUCUAUACAAUUGUGUACAUAUGAUAGGUGCUCUCUGAUUUCAUCUGUAUUAUAUAGUUGUGUAAUAUGUUUCACGUAAGUUAAAUGAAGAGUAUCAUCACCUAUUUUUAAGAAUUAGCUUGGUGAAAAAUUACUUUUGUAUUUUCCAUUCUAAACCAUGAAAUAAUUACCUGUUUCAACAAAUAUUUGGACAUAAUCCAGACAAAGUUAGGAACCUUUAAGUUCCAUUUCAACAUGAGAAUUAAGCAUGUGCUAAGAUGGUACUGGGAAUUUAAAAGUGCUUAAUUUGGCUGGAUUAUGAAUUUUGAUGUUGUUUUAGCUGCUUAUUCAGUUUGCUUAUGGUAUUAUUUCUCUGAAGAGAAAAUGUAAUGAAGUACAUUUUGUAGGCUGCCAAAAAUACAUAGGGGACCAUUUAUAAUGCUAUUUUUGCAGGUAAACGCCAAAUGCACACACAGCAGUUCCAACUGAACUGAUUGAUAGGAGCUUCUGCUUCUAAAAAAAACAAAAACCCAACCCUGACUCUCUAGGGUAGAUUAAGAGGAAUAAAUAUUUUUUAAGGAGUAUAUAACAACAACAAAAAUUAUAUUAAAUAUAUAUAAAGAAACUAUAUUAAAAAUAUGAGCUCUGAUCCAGUAGUUAUUUGCAUAUCUGGAACCUCAGGCCUAGUUCAGAUGCUUAGUGCUCCCCAUGUGAUCACCAACUGACUUAUGAAGAGGGAUGUGCGAAACGUUUCGGAUACAAAGCAUUUUGUAGACAAAACAGAACACCCAUUUUCCAGAUCCAAAAGUUUUGUAUACAAAACAAAACGUCCCUGUUUCAGCUACAAAAUGCUUUAUUGUUUCAGACCUCCAUUUUGUGUUGAUUUCUGAGUCAGUCUCCAUUUUGUGUUUGUCAUCUCUUUGAAUUUUCCAGCCUUCCAGUCAGUGACCUAAAGCAUGGGCUGACCUGCUGACAAUUCCCUCCUUGUUCCGCAUUGGCUCUUUUGCCUCUUGCAACUCUUUACUGACCCCACAUUGGCCAGGGAAAGGGUCGGAGAAGGGGCAAGGGUAUGGGGGAGUUCAAGGAGGGAUUUUCAAUUCAUUCAGCAAGUUAGUAGUUGCCAUUCUGCCUCAUUGAAGAGAAAGAACUAGUUUGCAGCAUUGCAUGCCUCAAGUUGCCAUGAUGCCAUGCCAUUGUCUAUGCCUGCCUUGUUGCCAGCCUGAGCCCAGCCUGCUAUGGCUACUGCAUGCCAGCCUCGGAAUGGAUUCAGGGGCAGAAGAGUAGUUUGGGUGGUAGUGCCCCGAUGGGUGCCUGCCAGGCUGCCACAACCCAGAUUCCAAAGAGAUUGGGCAAAGGGCUGAUUAUUUGUGAUUUGUUGAAGUUUAUGCUUCUUUAAGAUUUUUCCCCAUAGGGAAUAAUGGAGGUUUCAGCAGCCCCAUAACUCAACCUCAGGGGGGCACUGGGGGUGGCCCAGAGCGAAUGGUGGUGUAGUGCACAUAGGGUGCCAACCACCCCAAUGGGUUGCUAACCCAUGAGGUGCUGGGUUCUGUUGUUUCUGAGGUGUUCUACGUGUAGAUUCUCUGGUAGCAUAUGAGAUUUUCAAUGACAAACCAUGAAUCCACUCUCAUAUACUACCAGCGAAUCUACACUUAGCAACCCAUGUGGGUGGUUGGCACCCUAUGUGCUCUACACCAACACUCGCUCUGGGCCUCCACGGUGCCCCCCAAGUGCAGUUAUGGGGCUGCUGAAACCUCCAUCAUUCUCUGUGGGGAAGAACCUUAAAGAUGCAUAAACUCCAUUAAAUCUUUAAAAAUCAGCCCUCUACCCAUUUCCUUUGAAAUAAUUCUGUCAGCUUCCUUGCCCCCACUGGCCCCUACCACCCACCCUACUCUGCUCUGGGCCACCCCUUUCCCCCCGAUGUGAAGCUAUACUUUUGCUGAAACCUCCAUUAUUCCCUAUGGGGAAAAUAAUUAAACUUCAAAAAUUCACCAAAAAUCAGCCCUUUGCCCAAUUCCUCUGAAAUUUGGGUGGUAGCUUCCACCCAUUGGGCACUACCACCUCCACCCACUAGUUUUACUCCAGGGCCAUUUUUUAAAAUCCAAAAUGUUUCGGAUUCGUAUUUUGCCAUUUUGAACAAAGAACAAAAUUGGGGUGUUUCAGAUUGGCUGGCUUCAAAGAAAGAACAAAAUGGGGGUGUUUCGGAUUCGGGCCAAAAACAAAACAGAAAACAAAACAAAACGCACAACCCUACUUGUGAACCCAUUUGGAUUGCAUGGAAGCCGACAUUGUGAACUGACAUAUCUAGGUAGGGGCCAUCACUGUUGUCAUUUGUUUGAUCACAGUGGCUCAAGAGAGGGCCAGGAUGACCAUGAAAAGCACAGACGUGCUAGUUCAUAAACCUGGCAUCUCCACACAAUCCCAGCUGGGCCAGGAGUCUGCCAAUGGCUUGGCACUCUCUCACAGGUGAGGUGGGGGAUGCUGACAAACUGAAUUAGGCCUAAAGUGCUGCGGAAAGGUCCACACAUGCACUCCCCUUAUUCAUUGGAGCGCCCGCAUAGCUUUGGAUCAGGCUGAAUGUGUUUGUCUUACUUGUGUCCGGGAUAUUCUUCUUUUCUUAAGUGACUUGCAUAUCUGUAAAGAUGAAAUACAUUCAGCUGGCUCUGAAAAAUAUUACCAAAUCAUGCCCAGAACGUUGUAUGCCACCUUUUGAUGAGCUAGCGAUCUGUGUAGGUUUCGCUGUUUGUUCUAACUAUCUUUACGCUUAUUUACCUUCUACUCUCCUACAUAAUAAUUGCAGACAUCACUAUACAAUGUCCUGACUCACAUGAACACUCUUGCAGUUUGUAAUGUAGACAGCAAACUACUCAAAUCAUUCUUAAUUCAUUUCUUGUUGAAGACUUCCUGUUUGCACAGCUUUUUCCUUACAGUACAACCACCAUCUUCUGUUGCUUAAUAAACAAGCAAAGAUUGAUCACUGUUUGUCAAGUUUUAAAUUAUCUGCUUCUUACCUUCAUUAAAUUGUACUGUUUUGGAAUAGGGCAUCCAAAUGUUAUCACUUUCUUCCAUCCCUAUGAAGGCCAAAAUCAGCUUUUAUGUUUUUACCCAUGGCAGCUACUGAUGGGAUGGAUGUGCCAUGUUUCUCAGAAGAUUACACUGCAGUUUCUUGUUAAGGCAUCAAGUAUUUACAAACAUAUUUUGAAACCCUAUUAUUAUUCCUUCCAAAUAAUACUUGCUUAAUCAGCAUAAAAAAAAGUCUUUCCAAUGACAAAUUCAGCUGAUUUACUCUGUCAAAAUCUUAAGUUUCCAUGAACAGAUACUUUAUUCAUGUGUAAGAUAACAAGAUAAUUCUAUAGUUUUAUCACAUGGCUAACUGUCAAAAUUGCUAUUAAAAUGGGAGCAUUAUUCUGGUUGAAAGGGUGGAUUCUCAAAACCAUUUCAAGUAGUAAUAAGUAUAACACAAAUCAAUUUAUUUCAGACAAUUAGCAGAUCAUGGUUUGUUUAUUCAAUAAAGUUCUAUCUGUAACAACCACUUCACAAGUCAAGCAAUAGCAUUAUAAUUGUUGUUAUGAAGCAUGGCAUCAGAAUCCACUCUUUAAGAUUAAUGGGAUAGAUAGAAACUUCUGUCCAAAGUUACUGCUGUGUUGCCUACAUUUCAGCAUGGCAUAUCAAAGAAAGAAUGCUAUCAAAAGCUACUCAUUCUUAACAAAGUUUAUUUAUUUAGAAUGGGUGCUCACUGCUAGAGUAAGAAUUAAGUGCACAAUGAUGGCUCAAUGCUGGUGAACUUUCUUUGUUUGAGGGUACGUCCUGACAAAUAAGUGUUGCAUUGCUUUUUAUAGAUUGUUUUUGCGGUUGUCCGCCUAAUUCUGUGCCAGAUGAAAUAAAAAGCUCAUGCCUGUUUAUAACAGCUGC
Molecule: messenger RNA, 9529 nt
Organism: Hemicordylus capensis (graceful crag lizard)
Lineage: Eukaryota; Metazoa; Chordata; Lepidosauria; Squamata; Cordylidae
Gene: EPB41L3
Product: erythrocyte membrane protein band 4.1 like 3
Exons: 26
Coding region: 203-4435 (1410 amino acids)
Biological process (GO): cortical actin cytoskeleton organization
Cellular component (GO): cytoskeleton; plasma membrane
Molecular function (GO): structural molecule activity; actin binding
Source: RefSeq, a predicted model, not a curated record